AGCAUAUGUAGUCUUCAAUUUUCGUGAUCAAAACUCAAACCCAUAUAUGGCAGAAACAAGCUUCAAGAGGUUAAAUGCAGUGGUGACCGGCGGAAACAAGGGGAUUCGGUUUGAGAUAUGCAGGCAGUUGGCUUCUAACGGUGUUCUGGUUGUUUUAACAGCCAGAGACGAGAGCAGAGGCCUCCAAGCCCUUGAAAGGCUUAAAAAUGGUGACCCAUCUCUAGCAGACUACAUCAUCUUCCAUCAACUCGAUGUGGCAGACAGUUGCAGCAUUUCUUCCCUCACCAACUUCGUCACCACCCAGUUCGGGAAGCUUGACAUCUUGGUGAAUAAUGCUGGAAUACUUGUGGACAUAAUCGACGUAGAUGCCAUCAGAGCUGCUGCCGGGGUAGACAAGCAUCAGGGGCUAGAGGUCAUAUCAGGCGCAUACAAGUUGGCGGAGGAAUGCUUGAAAGCAAACUACUACGGCCCCAAACAGAUGAUGGAGACAUUCUUGCCUCUGCUUCAGCAAUCUGAUUCACCAACCAUUAUUUGCUGCCCAUGCAUGCAUGUUUUACGUCACAUGUCCAAGGCAGCACUGAACGCCUACAGUAGGAUGAUCGAUGCCAAGAAGAAGAAGUACCCAAAUCUGUGCAUCAACUGUGUUUGCCCGGGAUACGUGAAGACGGACAUUAACGCCAACACUGGGACCAGCACCGCCGGUGAAGGCGCUGCAGGUCCGGUCAAGCUCGCGUUGCUGCCCGACGGCGGACCUUCUGGUCGUUUCUUUCAUCAGACGGAGGAGGGAUCCUUCUGAUCGUUUUUCAAUAAUAAUAUUGUUUCCGUAGACAGAUCUGUCUUCGAUCAUUCGGCUUGCUGUACUAGAGUGGGGUUUUUUUUUUUUUUUGAAUUCGAGUGGUUUUUCAAUAAUGGAUCUGAUCGUAUCUAUGUAUGAGAGAUCAAUUGGCCUGGCUAGGGAUUGGUUAACAGUGUUUGUAAUGGGUUUAUUGCAUCAUUGGUUACUGAAUUUAUAACUUCUUUGCAUCUGGAGAAUUUUCCUAGCCCGACAAGACAACCAAUAGCUUUAGACUUUUUUUUUUCACGUACCAAUGCUCAUUAUUCAUCAAAUUUCAUUAAAUUUAUCUUACGAUA
Messenger RNA from Linum trigynum, 1131 nucleotides. NCBI's taxonomy places the organism in Eukaryota, Viridiplantae, Streptophyta, Magnoliopsida, Malpighiales, Linaceae. The record is from the annotation of a GenBank genome assembly.